Macrosiphum euphorbiae (potato aphid) is the source of this 252-nucleotide messenger RNA. NCBI's taxonomy places the organism in Eukaryota, Metazoa, Arthropoda, Insecta, Hemiptera, Aphididae. The record is from the annotation of a GenBank genome assembly.
AUGGGAGAGCCCGACAUGUCCAAUGGCCAGAUUUUGAAAUCGUACGGAAAGAAGUUAACUGAACUUUCACCAGAUGGUGUUUGCAUGUUAGGGUUUGAGCCAGUAUUAUGCCUAAAUAUACUGGUAAUUCAUCGUUUUGUAUCGGAUGUCUGCAGAAGUAAACUUAAAAGUUUUUGGUUACCUGCUCUAUUAUCAAACGAAAUUAGGAUACUGCAGUUUUCAAAGGAUUUGGCUUUAAUCGCUACAUAUUGA